This is a messenger RNA of Cajanus cajan (pigeon pea), 1170 nucleotides long. The record is from RefSeq and is a predicted model, not a curated record. NCBI's taxonomy places the organism in Eukaryota, Viridiplantae, Streptophyta, Magnoliopsida, Fabales, Fabaceae.
UGUUCCUGCACUGUAGAUGUGAAGCCAUUGGUGCCAUAUUGUCCUGCACUGUAGAUGUGAAGCCAUUGGUGCCAUAUUGUCAGCAACGAACUCAAUUUGUACAUUGCAGCCUUGAAAUUGUUGGGGACUUUCCUUUACCUCUUCUGCACUAGUACUGGCCUUGGCAUACUAGCAUUCUACUGAUCGUGAAGUUGCACUUAUGAUGUUGAUGGCAUAUUUGUCAUAUAUCAUUGCUGAGGUACAGAACCACCAUCUACAAAAUGCAUUGUAGUUGAUAUAUUUUAUUUAUUUUCUUCAGAGAUGUUGAAUAAAAGUGCUUAGGUUGAAAGAUAUUUUCCACCCUUAUAUAUGAUACUCAUUUUUAAUGUGGUCCUUAUAUUAAAAAAAGUUUUCAAUUUUUUCACAACAUAUAUAAUUAUUGUCAAAUUAUCCUAUCAUUUGUUGUUAACUUGUUACAACAACAUUGAGAUUGACAAGAAUUUACUGUGAAGUAUAGGGAGAAAAUUUAAAAUAAGAGAUAAUACACAAGGUAAAAACAACGGAACAAAUUGAUAUCAUAAUAGAGUUUUCUAGUAUAAGAGAGUUAUAAAUUCUCUGCAGAAUGGCAAAAAAUACUCGGUAGCAAUGAGAAUCGUAAAUGCAAUUAUUCACUUCAGAAUUUCAAGGUAUAUAUACAUACGUGUGGCUUGUGCAGCUUUUAAGUCUCAGUGGGAUUUUGACUAUUUUCUUCUGUGGCAUUGUUAUGUCACACUAUACUUGGCACAAUGUUACAGGAAGUUCAAGGACAACAACCAGGCACUCCUUUGCAACCAUCUCAUUCAUUUGUGAAACCUUUAUAUUUAUAUCUGUUGGCAUGGAUGCUUUAGACAUUGACCAAUGGAAAAAAAGCAAAGCUAGUGCAGGAACUUCAGUUGCUGUGAGUUCAACGUUGUUUGCAUUAGUGUUGAUUGGAAGAGCAGCUUUUGUGUUCCCUAUUGCAAAUAUUACAAAUUGCAUAAAGAGAAGAGAGAGUUCCAAAAUUGAGUUUCGUUCACAGUUUAUCAUAUGGUGGGCAGGCCUGAUGAGAGGUGCAGUGACUAUUGCUCUGUCUUAUAACCAGGCAAGUACAUGAUAUAAGGUUUAAAGUCUGUUUGAAUAUAAACUUAUAAAUGUUUUUUGAGAGUUUCUUUA